AAUGCAAAGCAAGAGAGAUCACUGUCUUUCACUGAAAUGGAUGAAUCUCUACUAUUGCAGAUAAAACACAUUUAUUACCCUUUAAUUUCAGCUGUUGGAGUUCCAGUAAACCUGGUGGCUAUUGUGAUCCUUUACCGAGGAAAGUGUGGCCUCUCGCAAUGUAUCACUUCCUACCUAUUAGGAAUGGCAGCCUCUGAUCUUCUUGUCGUGAUCACUGAUCCUUUAUUGAGGUGGUCAGCCUCAAUUUAUUUUGCAAAUUCCUUCAUAUUCAUUACUCCUGUGUGCAUUGUCAUUUAUUUUUCGGCUGUGGCAGCCACUGUUGUUUCUGUGUGGCUCACAGUUGCUUUCACUGUGGAUCGAUUUGUGGCCAUUUGUUGUGAGAAGCUGAAAACAAAAUAUUGCACCAAGAAAACUGCAACUGUGGUGAUAGCAACAGUGAGCUUGCUGGGCUGUUUGGAGUCUGUCCCAUGGUGCUUUGUAAAGGAACCAGAAUAUGUAAUUAAUAAUGUUCCCUGGAAUUGUGUAACAAAACAGAGCUUCCAUACAUCCCCUGGAUGGGCUGCACUAGAAAUGAUUCAUUACAUUUUAACACCUUGCAUCCCUUUCUUUUUAAUUUUUGUAUUCAACGUUUUAACAGUCAGACAUAUUUCUGUGGCAAGUAAAGUACGAAGAGGACUUCGGAGCAAAAGCUACACAGAUGAACACAACGAUCCAGAGAUGAAGAGUCGCAGAAAAUCAGUUAUUUUACUCUUAAGCAUUUCUGGCAGUUUCAUCCUGUUAUGGGUGUUACACAUAGCGCAUAUCAUCUACCGGCGAAUUGCAGACAUGCUAACAUAUUACACAUACACUGACCCUAACUUCACCAUAUACCGCAUCUCAAAGAUGUUGCAAGUACUCAGCACCUGCACGAACACGGGUAUUUAUGUUGUAACCCAGAGUAAAUUCAGAGAGGAGCUGAAGAAUGGGGUGAAAUACCCAUUCAAUCUCAUUGUUAAACAUCUGUCAACAGUCACACAGAAACACCUGUAACAUUCUCAAUUUUUUUGUCCCUCUCAGCAUCAAACAGUCUCGACCAAUACAUGAAUAAUUUCUCUCGGUCGGAACCUCUCUGCACUGUGCACUGUGUAUAUGCACACACACACGCACAGGCGCGCGCGCGCACACACACACACACACACACACACACACACACACACACACACACACACACACACACACACACACACACACACACACACACAUGGAUUGAACAGUGGAGUAAUAUAAACACAGAAAGUAGGAUUGGGGGUAGUGCAUUCAGUGCUUCAAGCCCACUCUGCCAUUCAUCAUCAUUAUGACUGCUCGUCAAGCUCAGUCCCCUGUGCCUGCUUUCUUCCCCAUAGCACUUCUCCACAGUGUUGAAGAGAUCUCUCUUUAAUAUCUUUAAAGUUCUAUCUUUAAAUCUAUCCUCUUCCUGAAAACAGUCGAUGUUUUCUUCUUGACAGUUUUCUGUGGCAAAGUACUCCACAGGCUUACCUAUUACCUGGUUGAAGAAAUUGCUCCUCAUCUCAAAAUGAAAUUAUGAAGGAAAUGAGUAAAGUAAAGAGAAUGCCCACGGAAUAUACUUAUAUUGAAAAUUAAAGACAAUGCCAAGAUGUCUCCUCAACAUAAAUGACCAAGUCUUCCAGUUUUAAGAUUGUUAGAUAGGGCGUGGGCCACAGGUAGGAAUUGGGAUCCUGUGGGCACUCCUGAUAUUCAUUUGGGGAUCACUGCUGCUGCUGAGCAGAUCCAGGUGAUUGUCCCAAAUCUUCUCACCUCGGGAUCAUUAGAAAUCAGAUCCAUGGCUGAAAAUUUGAAUUGGAUGACAUUGGAAUCAUUUUCUGUCUCUCGGUCAAUUUUUGAGAAGGCUGAAAAACAGCUGGUUGCUGCUUUUUUGUCACAUCUCCUUUAAAACAAUUGAUUCAACCAAAGCUCAGAGAGUUCCUAAGUUCAAUCACUGGUCUUGCCAUUGUCCUUCUCUUUCCCCAAACUGCUCAAACACGGCAUUGCUUCCUUUUCCCCUGCUGACACUCUCCAUUUAAAAAGCAGGGAGAUGCGUAGGGUUUGGCGAGGGAUACUAAAUGGUCCCCUAGAAUUCCCUACUUUGGGAAUACAUUGACAUUGGUCUUGAGUAGGACCACAUCUAAUUUCUGACUUGUUCCCCCGUUGGCUUCUGCUGUUGCUGAUGUCUGAUUUGGUUGUAAACUGGAAAAAGAGAGGCAGACCCUUGCGAAGGGAGUAUGGAGAGUCUGUUCAGGCAGACAGCGAGAGAACAGGAGGACAGCCAGAGAUUCAAGUACAUAGUAGAAGCCCCUGAUGCAGAAAGAGAGAUAAAGAGCGAUAGAAAGAAAAAGAAACACAUAGCAGAACCAGUAAGGUAGAAGGGUGAAGAGGGAUACCAGGCACAGAGACUGAUAACGAGAUGAAGACAUAUUGACUGAUUUAGAGAGAUGGAAAGGCAGACAAACAGACAGCGAGGGAUAGAAAGGCAAAGAGACAGAUAAAGUGAGAUCAAAGCACAUAGGCUGAUAGAGAGGAAGAAAGAAAGAUGGUUAAAGAGAAAUAGGAAGGCAGAGAAACAGAAAAGAGAAAUAGAAAAGCAGAGAGUCUCAGCAGGAGAGACAGAAUGUCAGAGAGCCUGCUAAAGAGAUAGAAAAGGCAGAGACAAGUA
This is a messenger RNA of Stegostoma tigrinum, 2689 nucleotides long. Its product is annotated as probable G-protein coupled receptor 139. Lineage: Eukaryota; Metazoa; Chordata; Chondrichthyes; Orectolobiformes; Stegostomatidae. Gene Ontology annotation, biological process: G protein-coupled receptor signaling pathway. Gene Ontology annotation, cellular component: membrane. Gene Ontology annotation, molecular function: G protein-coupled receptor activity. The transcript has 2 exons. The record is from RefSeq and is a predicted model, not a curated record. Bases 37 to 1029 code for a protein of 330 amino acids.